AUGACGAGGAUCUCGCCGUGUCGACAUUGUUCUCCACUACUCCCUCCUCCACCUAUGUUCACCAUCGGUCCACCACCGCGUCUCUUAUCUAUUGAUAUUCGAUGUUCAUCGCGUUUCCUAUCACCUUCAUCGUCGACACAACAUCAAAAAUUGACUUAUUCAUCAUCAGCAACAUUAUUUUUAUCUGUUUCUCUGACAAUCAUGAUCGUUUUACUUAUCUUCUCCAGUACUAUUUGUCUUAUCAAAAAUCGAUUGAUCAAACGACGACAAGAACGUCAACAACGAUAUGUUCAAAGUUCGUCAGUGGACAGAUUCAAUGGACAUAAUCAUCGUCAUCAUCAUCAUAAUUGGACAAAAUUAAGUGAUAGCUGCAGUAGUGAUCAGACAUCGAGUACGCAUCCAAGCGAAUAUCCAUGCGCGGUUAUUGAACCACUUUUAGCAAACGAUCAUCCACAUGAAUACGAGCAAAUCAAAUACGAUAGUGCAUUACAGAACUAUUGUCUGAUUUAUUGUCGUCAAUGCGCAAGUUAUCAUCAUACAAAUCUCAUUCAGUCGACUUAUCAACAUCAAUGUACAUGUCAUCUUCGAACCGAUCAACAUCUGUAUGAAUUACAGCCGAUGAUACAGACAACGAAUAAGGAUUUCAAUUCUUCUUGA
Messenger RNA from Adineta ricciae, 657 nucleotides. Lineage: Eukaryota; Metazoa; Rotifera; Eurotatoria; Adinetida; Adinetidae. The record is from the annotation of a GenBank genome assembly.